GGUUUUGGAGUAGGGACAAUCGUCUACCUUCCGGAGAUGUGCAGCAGGGACCAACGAAGUCGCCUGGCGGCCUUGCUCAUGCCCCUGUUCUCGUCAGGGAUACUAACUGCGUUCCUGGUGGGCGGCUACCUGCCGUGGAACGUGGCCUCGGCAUCUUACACAGGAGUCUGCACCAUCGGAUUGAUCUGCUCUGUGGUCUGGACCCCCGAGUCCCCCUGCUGGCUCGUCAACGAGGGUCGCUACGAAGAAGCCAAGCGGAGCCUUCGGUAUUUACGAGGCUCGGAUUCUACCAACAUUGAAGCCCAUGUCGAGGUCCUGAAAAUGAGCCGAAAAUCAGUGCUUGUCGAGCGUAACGCCGUGUUCUCGGACCUUCUGGAGCCGACCGUCUGGAAGCCGUUCGUCAUCCUGGUGCUCUUCCACUUCCUCCAGACAGGCACCGGGUUCUACGGGCUCAUGUACUACACGGUCGACUUCUUCGACGACCUCCGCACCUCUUUCGACCCCCUCACCGUCACCAUAUUCCUCUCCGUCGCCAGGCUCGUCAUGAGCUGCGUCUUCGGCACCUACUGCGCCACCCGGCUCAACCGCAAAGUCGUCACCGCCCUGUCCAGUGGUCUGAGCGGGGUUUCCCUGCUGGGAGCGGCGGCCUACGAGCACGUGUUCACGAGCAUCGACGCGGACGAGCGGCUCCACACGUGGAUCCCGAUCGGGUGCAUCCUCACCAACGUGCUCGUCUGCACCAUCACCGUCCAGCCGCUCCCGUGGCUGAUGACCAGGGAGCUGUUCCCGCUCCCGGUGCGCGGGAUCAUGUGCGGCCUGACCUAUUUCAUCGGCACCGUCCUCGUCUUCCUCUCGGUCAAGUACUUCAUGAGCGUCAUGGGCCUCUUCGGCAUCCCCGGCGCCCUCUCCUUCUUCUCCGCCUCCUCCUUCCUCGUCUGCCUCUUCGGCAUCUUCGUCCUCCCCGAUACGAACAACAAGAACCGCUCCGAGAUCGAGAGGAACUUCACCAAGGCCAAACCGCGGGUCGAGGAGCAACCUCUCAUCGGGAAAGGUGUCGGGAACGUUAUGCCUACGUUACUUGUAUAGGCCCAGCGGGCCGAUUAUUGAAAUUGAUCGACAAAACUAUAGACAAAGAAGACAUAGAGAGUAAGAAGCGAUCCUAUAGGUGGAAACGGGUGGCUCUUAUAGACCAA
Bemisia tabaci is the source of this 1193-nucleotide messenger RNA. NCBI's taxonomy places the organism in Eukaryota, Metazoa, Arthropoda, Insecta, Hemiptera, Aleyrodidae. The record is from RefSeq and is a predicted model, not a curated record.